Molecule: messenger RNA, 404 nt
Organism: Aspergillus aculeatus ATCC 16872
Lineage: Eukaryota; Fungi; Ascomycota; Eurotiomycetes; Eurotiales; Aspergillaceae
Product: F1F0 ATP synthase subunit f
Exons: 6
Coding region: 37-345 (102 amino acids)
Biological process (GO): proton motive force-driven ATP synthesis
Source: RefSeq, a predicted model, not a curated record
GUCCUAGUUAACCUGCUAGCGUCAAGAUCCUUCAAGAUGAGCUACAUCGCCCGCCGCGGUCUUUCGACCCUGAUCCCUCCCAAGAUCGCUUCCCCUAACGCGAUCGGUGCUGCCAAGGAUGCUGCCCGCAUGGACCGUGUUGUGAACUUCUACGCCAGACUUCCUCGCGGUCCCGCCCCUGAGGUCAAGGCCACUGGCCUCAUUGGACGCUACCAGGGUCGCUACUUCACCGGAAAGAACCAGUCUGCUACUCCCUUCAUCCACGCCAUUGCCGGUAUCCUUCUCCUCGGCUACAGCAUGGAGUACUACUUCCACCUCCGUCACCACAAGAACCACCCCCACUAAACGACUGGUGUUUGAUUUACCGGACGAGCGAGGAUUUGUGUAUAUACCACACCCUCUAC